CCAUCCUUUAUAUUGAGCGAAACUGUCGCCGGGAAACUCACCUCAAUACCCGCUCUUCCCCUUUUUAAACCCUCGCCGCCGCCGUAACCGUCACACACACAGAGUAGCCAUGAAAGCUUCAAUCAAAUUUAGAGAUGAACAAAAGCCUCUGUUUCGAGCAAAAGUGCCUCUCAAUAUCCUUGGGUUCCCGUUUCAAUCAGGGAUUGUAGCCGGUGAAUCGAAAGAGCUCUCCUUGAAUCUCAGCACUUUCUUCGAAUCAGGUCCCUCGUUGAAGGUCGCUUAUCGUCCAAAUGAUUCCAUUAAUCCGUUUAGUCUCGUAUUCAAAACCGGAAUCGGCCAUUUCGGUUCGCCGAUUUCAAGCUCAUUGAACAUGAGCGCUGAAUUCAACUUGAUCGGAGGCAGUCAAAACCCUAGUUUUUUUGUUCACUUCAAACCUCAAUUCGGCGACUUCACUAUCAAAAAAGUUCAAUCAUCAGUGUUUAAGAAGCAAAUUAACGGUGUUAGCGGAGCUGCAGAGGAAGAUGCACCGGUGAUUGUUGAUCUGUUCGAAAACGGCAAGAAAUUUUCCAAUUCGCCGUUGGAAUCUCCAGCCGCCGGUCUAGUGAAGAGCGCCUUAUCCGACGUCGAAAUGACCGCCACGACGACCGUUCCGCUGAGGAAAAACGCUAUGCUGAAUUUCCGUUGGGGCGUUUGGCUCCCGGAGGCGGAAGACUCGGCGAUGAUGCUAAUGAAGAAGAACAACAAUUCAAUGCCUGGGAUUUCGUUUCAGAAGCUUCCAGUCUUGAUCAUAAACAAGAUCGGGAUCGAGCACAAAUCGGGUGCCGAUUGCAAGGAUUCAAGCAAGGUGGGACCGGCAACCACUGACGCGGCGGAGGCCUUUUUGGGCGUCAAGAAACAGCUGGAGAUCAUACAAACUGAAAAUGUGGGAUUAAAGAAAGCCAUGGAUAACUUGAAGAGUGAAUUUUCUGCCGUUAGAUUUAACGGCGGAGACGUCAAUGCUCGUUUUUGCGGGAAGGCUAUGGAGAAUGAGAUUGUGAAUGAAGAAUCGAAGAAGAAUGGUUUUAAGGGUAUCUCUGAUAAUUAAUAAAAGUUGCAGGUUUUGUUUAAAUAUUCUAGAUUUUUUGAAGUAUCUUGUGGUUCAUAAUGAAGGUCAUUCAUUCAUGUGGUAUUACUACCUUGAUUUUCUUGUGUAGUAUUUUUGAGUAAAUUUCAUGUCGUUUUUUGUUAAAUUAUAUGGUUUUGUGUUAAAUAA
Molecule: messenger RNA, 1252 nt
Organism: Lactuca sativa (garden lettuce)
Lineage: Eukaryota; Viridiplantae; Streptophyta; Magnoliopsida; Asterales; Asteraceae
Source: RefSeq, a predicted model, not a curated record